AUGGUUGAUCAAGGAAGCAACAUGAAUCUUAGUAUGGAGAGCUCAAACAAUUCACAUAGGUUGAUGGCAUCUAACACUAAUGCAACUCAGUGUCACUCUUACAAGGACCAAAUGCACGUAACACCAGAGACUAGGGCUUGCGCUUCAUCAAGUCAGCCCUUUGCGAGAACUGUUUUAAGAGCACAAAGUGUAUCUCAGGAAGCAUCAGCUGGUGUCUUUGCUUCAAAGUCUCUCAUAGACCCUUCACUUGUGAAAAAUACAUAUGGGGGUUUAAGUUCAUGCGGUGCCCAUCUUGGGCAUCCAAAUUUUGGUAACCAGCAACCAAGUGAUGGAUGCCUUCAAAGAAAAUCUGAAUCUCUAUCUGGUUCAGAAGCUAGGGGUCAUUCAGCUGCAUUGGUGCAACCUGCUCUAGAAAAUCAUAAUAGGAAUGGAGGUGCACACAAGGGCCCUCGGAUAGCCAACGUCGUGCAUCGAUUUAAGAGCAUAGUUGAACCUUUGGAAAUUGGUAUUGUGCUAUAUGGGAGGUUGUGGUCCUCAAGCCAAGCAAUCUUCCCAAAAGGGUUCAGGAGCAGAGUAAAAUACUUAAGCAUCGUGGAUCCAACACAAAUGGCGUACUACAUAUCUGAAAUAUUAGACGCCGGACCGCAGGGACCUCUGUUUAUGGUGACUCUGGAAAACUGUCCAGGUGAACUUUUUAUCAACGUCUCACCUACCAAGUGCUGGAGCAUGGUCCGUGAGAGGCUGAAUAUGGAGAUACGGAGGCAACUCAGUAUGGGAAGAGCUAACCUUCCUGCACUACAGCCACCAGGAUCAGUUGAUGGUUUUGAAAUGUUUGGGUUGUUGUCACCGUCAAUAGUUCAGGCAAUCGAGGCACAGGACAGAGAUCACAUCUGCACAGAGUUCUGGAGAUCCAGGCGCCAUAUUGUCACUGAAGAUCGUGACAGUCGGCAGAUGGCGCCACUUCAGGCUCAGGGUCCACUGCAUGCACUAAGGGAGCUGUUCCAGCGAGCCAACCGCAAUGAGCUGCUAGCCCUACGGAGUCUACUGGUGAGCAACAGCAGUCUGGACGACUUCUCCAGGCGGCAGGCUGCCCAAAUCCUCGACGAGGAGAUGGCCAAGCAGUGGCGCUGA
Miscanthus lutarioriparius is the source of this 1131-nucleotide messenger RNA. NCBI's taxonomy places the organism in Eukaryota, Viridiplantae, Streptophyta, Magnoliopsida, Poales, Poaceae. The record is from the annotation of a GenBank genome assembly.